This is a messenger RNA of Xyrichtys novacula (pearly razorfish), 26236 nucleotides long. The record is from the annotation of a GenBank genome assembly. Lineage: Eukaryota; Metazoa; Chordata; Actinopteri; Labriformes; Labridae.
AUGGUGCAGGAAUACCAGUCUCCCGUCCGGGUCUAUAAGCACCCUUUUGAGCUCAUAAUGGCGGUGAGUAAUGUUGUUAUGCAGCCUCAAGUGUCACAUUAGUCCAACUGAUGAUCCACAGUGUCUUCCUUAUCAGAGUAUUGCAUAACUGAACUUGGAAAACAUCUGUAUCUUUUAGCCGGUGUUUACUCUGACCUUUUCACUUGGUAAACACAUUAGGCUUUGCUCCAAAACUAAUUCACAAGAGUACACUGCCAGCUCCAAAGCAUAACAAAAUUUGCUACAAAUUGAUGCAAAAUCAUGAUACCAUUGAGAAGUUUCUGCAUUGACUAAACUAAAGGCAAUUUAAACAAAAGAUGUAUUUAGCUGUGAGGUGGUUUGUGUCAGGCCAGAUGAUAGUCAAAACUACAAAAACGUCUUUUUUUUUCUUUUUUUCCCAUUGCAUAUAUCCCCAGUGAGUCAUACACAUGAUUUUCUGGUGACAAAGUAAUGUUAUUUGUUUCGUCUGGAAAUGAUGUGUACAUGUACAAGACAAAAUCAACAGGGUUGAGAGUCUAGGCCUGGGCGAUUUGGCAAAAAAUGUGAUCAUGAUAUAUUUUGUCACAUCGUCCGACCUCGAUUAUUAUCACGAUUUUUUUUUUUAAACUGCAGGUUUUAAAGCAUAGGUACUAAAAACUAAAGAAACUAGAGAUUAGUUCAACAUUUUAUUAGCAUACAAAGUAAAUAACAAAGCAAAUUAAAUAAGAUAAACUUUGAAAAUUACCAUUUUAACUCAGCAAUAUAACAAAUGUUAAUAAAUAUUAAUUAAUACAGUGAAUUAGUUUACAGUCCUGAGUGUUUUUGCAGGUAUGCAAGACCCAAAAUAAACAAAUUGCCUCCUCAGAGAUAAUGAAGACGCCUUAAAAUGUAAACAUUAGAUGAUGUAAACGAAGAUGAGACGAUUAUUUGCUGCUUUGGUCUAGUGGCCGCUAGUUGUGGCUAAACUGCUAAUGCUACCCGUGCUGUCAGCAGUGGCAGGCUGUGCAGACUAUGCUGGCAUUUUUAUGUUUUCUGCAUAAUCACUUGUACUUCUUCAAGUGAUCAAACAGAUCUAUUGUGUUGCCACUAAUAAGGGCACCAACCGCCGAUGUAUGUUACACAUCGGCUUAAUUGCUCGACGCAACAUUGAAAAACUUCUCAAUAAUCACAUCUUCGGAGGAUGACUAAAAGUCACGACUGACAUCUGUUUUGCUGCCUUGGUUCAGCGUUUAGCUCCACGUUCGGUCAUUCUGUUUACUUCUCCGGCAACGUACAGAAGUGAGCAGGAAAAGCUCGAUGUUGUGACGCACAUUUCCGCAAUGUUUGAUCGAGUAAAUAUGCUCACAGCUGAUCACCGUGAUCGAACUGAAAUUUAUCACGAUCAUCGAUCACGAGGGCUGAACCAUAAUCACCCAGUCCUAGUUGAGAGACAUCAAUUUGUCCACAGACAGUCCAAGUAUCUAUGCAGACAAAGCCCCUCUUAUGAAUGUUACCUUUUCAAAACUCAAAAAUAUCUAUUCUACAGUUGCACAAAUCUACCUAAAAGCAGCAGAUUAUAGCUGAGAAGGAGUUAGAUAUAUACGGUUUUGGCAUUUCUGAUCAAGGAACAAAUCAAACACUGAACAUUUUUUGGAAAGACCAUCGCUUUACGACAAUUUUGCAGAGUUGGCAUUAUGUAAAAUGCAAACUUUUAUAGACCUGUCUGACCAUAAUCACCUUAACUACUGAAAUAGAAUUAUCAUACAAGUCCCAACAUAAAAGUUCUGCUUAGCUACAAUCCUUGGACAUAAUAGUUUGAGUCCAGAGACAAGAGUAAAAAUGAAGAACUUAAACAAAAGAAAAAGUACCACAUGUAAAAUCAAUGAAAUUACAAAGUGCCUGUUGCAAAGCAGCCUCAAAAGUUUUAACAUAAGCCUUGCUGACAAGGCCGACCAUAGUGAAGGAUUUUGGAAACUGGUCAGAUUUCAUGUGGGGGCCAUAGCCACCCUUAGCACCACCCUGCUGUUGUUUUCAAGCGACCCAAUUAAGCUGUUGUAGCCUUACGUGAAUGUACAUUGAAUAAUCUGAAUGGUGUCAGUCUGUGAGCUUCACAGACUCAUAUUAAACAGAAUCAAAUACAUUUUCAUCCUGUUCGUCCAUUUCGCUAAAUUUACUAAUUACAGUUCAGAUUUCUGAAUCAAUCAACAGUAAGGACUAUCAGAGGACUCUCACAGGACUCACUGUGAGACUGAACCAUGUUUGUUCCUCAGGAGUCACAAGACGAGUGAAAGAAUGUGCUGUCCUCUUUUUGCCUUACAACUGCCCAUUUAUGUCUUGUAGACAUGGUAAAUUACAGCAGGGCUAAAAACAUUUCAAACACCUACAAAGUGUCUGCAGCCUUGUCUGCCUCCCAGGGUCGUCUGUCUCUCUACAGAUUUUCACUUACCUGUCAUAAAUGCUGUUUGUGCACAGCAUCUAUUGCAAAAUAUACUGUCUAUUUUCUGUUUUUCUCUCCUGAUGCGUUGAUAAAUACAGUCAUUUUCAGGGCACAUACUGAGAGAAAGCUGCUUAUUAACCUUUGCAUUUCUUUCAGAAGUUUCUUUACUCUUAUUUCAAUGCCAGGUUCAGUUCUGCACUCCAUAAAAACUUAUAGAUGAUCCUGUUUUUCUCAUCAUUGCUUUUUAUUACCAUCUUUAUUUGACGCUUUAAAAAGUCAAGAGGUUAGGUCAGUGUGAUGGCAAGAGUUGAGUUCUUUUUUCUAUUGUGUUGCUGUACUUUUACAAAGCUUUUGGUUAUGUAAUAAUCCUUGAAUUCCUGAGCUGUCUGUUCCAUGAGCUGAAUUAAUUUAACUGUCAAAAUAUUUACAUUUCAGUGCAGCCGGGUUAAACAGCCCUAGUAAGGAAAUCCACCAAAGUGAUCCAACUUUUCCAAACAUUUUUACUCCUGCAAGAUAAAGCCAUCAAAUGUAGAGGAGGAAAUCCUGUUUUACUCAUAUACACCUCACAAGUUGAGUCUCAGAGCUUUAAACUUAGAACUGUAUGAAGCAAAAGUAGGGCAGAAGUCAGAAAAUUGUGCAUUUUCAUGAGAAGCAGUCAUUUUUUUCCCACUGUUGCGUUCUGUUUAUUGUUCUCUGCAGUUACAUAUUAAGCCAAAGACUUAUGCAACAUCCUCAGCAAGGGAUAAAGACCGUGAUGCUGCAGGCGCUAACACUUUGCUCUGCACGCUGGAACUCCUUCACCCAACAGUCCAAGUCAACACCUACACAAGCUGCUUUUUCCCUGAAAUACCUCUGCCUUCGCUAAUACUCCUGCAUCACUGCACGAUGUUGAAAAAGAUCAUAAAAGGCCUUUUGUGAAAAACUAACAGCUCCCAUGAAAAGAUCCAGGCCUUGACAGCAUAAAAGGGAGAAUCCAGUGAAAAGAGUAACCUUGCUCAGCUUCCAUUUAUCUUUGGGUUUCUCAUUAGAGCUCAGCUCAUCCUGCCCCCUGACUUACUCUUGGUUAUUACUCCUGCUAACAACCUUGUUCAAUAUCCUGUGCGCUGCUAUAUGCUCAAACAUAGACAUGCACACUUUCUCUUUUAUUUACGUGACUUUAGGAGUCACCUGCAUUUUUAUGUAAUUUAAAUUCACAAUAUUUGCUUAUAUAAAGCCAUGCUAGCCUACCUUUAAACAGUUUACAUCUGGAUAAGCGCAUUCAGUCAAUACAGCCUGAGGAAAUAAAGCUCCCUUUGCUCCACAGUUACAGCCUUAUACUGUUAAUGGCUCGCCAAAGUGAAAUAUGGUCGUGACAAAUAUUUUCUUACUGAAGGCAAAAAAUGUCUCCUGGGGCUAUUGAUAUUUCUACUUAAAGGGAUAGUUUGUUUGUUGAAGUGAGGGUUUAUUUGGUGUUUGUCAAUUUUAACUGUAUUACCCACAGGGGUCAGCAAGGCCUCAAUGCUGAAAAACCAGCCACAGAACCUGAACAAAAACAAGGAUAUCGACUGCUAUGGACUGGGUCAGCUCUCCCAAUAUGAUUAAGCAAACGCUAACCCAAACACUAACAUUGGUUUAAAUGUUUGCUGUAUGUAGAAACUUUUCAGUACUUUGCAGUCAGCAAACCCAUCUGGAAUUUUGAUAUUGUUGCCUCUCAAAUCAAUAUCAUCUUGGCACCAAUAGCUCUGAUAUCAGCAUAGACAACAAGCGCCAUGAAAGGAGAGUACUAUGUAGACGUCAAUAAUUAAUGCAAUUGACUGACUUACACAUAAUGAGUAAUUCCUGUCAAUGUUAAGAAUUAUGUUGAAUUAGAGUGACAACUUUCGUGAUAGUAACUUUUGAUUAGAUAAAAACUUUGCCCUCUCUUCUGUAGACUGUUUUCACAACACUGAGAUGUGCGUAAACUACAGGUUUAGAUGCUACAGGUAAACACUGGUCGCAUUGGUUUGGCAGUCCAUAAGUGUGCCCCCAGUGUCAAGGGCGACAUAGUUGGAUAAUGCAGUUAGAGAUUGAUCUUCUCAGUCAUCUGUGUGGCUCAAGAAGCUCUGAGCUGGGAGUUGAAUCACAUAAAUGCGUUGCGAGGAAGCCUAGUAGUAAAUAAAACUUGACAGAGAAAGAAGAAACAGUACAGAGCUGUAGAGUGAUGGUGUUUUCAUAGUACGCAAUAUCAUGUUUUUUGAUGAAUGUUUUGAUAGAUAAUAGGUCAACCAAAAGGCGACCUGAUAGCUGAAGUGGGUAUGUCACCACCUAUCACAGUGGAAGCAGAUAUGCUUCAGUCAGUAAUUAAAUUUUUUCCCAGUGCUUGUGAACAGUAAUCUAGUUAAAUCAGCUAUAUUUAUAGCUUGACUCUUAACUAUGUAUGCAAAUGUACUGAGCCUUGCUUAAGCUUGCAUUUUCAGGGUAUCUGUAACUGUAAACGCAUUGUUACUCCCAUGCAUGUUUACAUUCUGCAGUUGUAACACAGACUUACCGUAGAUUAAUUCCUGCAAUGUGACUACAGCACAUGCGGACAUCAUAGUUUCUUUGUGUCAGAAGAUAUGGUUCAGCCCUGGAGCAGUGGCAGUAAUGUCUGGAGAGUUUGUUUUUUCUGCUCAGUCUUCCCCUUUAACAGCUACCAAAGUGACUUUGACAAGCUCAAGCAGGAUUCAGUACAUUUGCACGUGUGGACCAUAGAUUGUGUUUAUUAUGCAAUGAAACAAGAAAAUCAUGAGAGCUAAAACUUACUUUGAAGAUGCACCUCCAGUUACCUUACUUUUUACCUGAUUUAAUGUCUUAAAAUUGAAGAACGCAGGUACAACAGGAUUGGUUGUUCAGUGAGGCAGGAAUGGUGCGUGAUGCAGACUGCAGCUGUAUGUGAAUCACUGGUAUCCUCUGAUUCAGGAAGUACAAAGUCCAUCUUUAGACAGUAAGCAGUUUUCUCACUUCACAGGCUCAUAGUUUAGACACCUACACCACCAGGUAACUCGGGAUCUCUCCUGCUUUUCAGUUAACAAAGAAGACUCAGUCUUCCUUAUAAACUCUGGUCCAUGGAAAAUGUCUUCUUGUGUCCAUGAUACAUAGCAUGUCUUUGUCACACUCAGAAUGGCUCAUUUUUUGAGUUUGGUUGUGUUAUUUUCUCUUUUUAAGUCCACGGACCAGCUGUUCAAACACUUGCUAUUGAUAAGAACCUCACACUUUAAAAUCAAUGAUCCAGUCAAACACAUUUAGCUUAUCCUUCAUAUUUUUUUCUGCUGAUCUGGCUCUUUAAGCCUUAUCAGUUUAGAGGAACUGGGCGGACAAAGACACUUAUUCUUCUGCAAUCAGAGACACUGUUUUUGUUGCAAAGUCUGUCAGUUUCACAACACCGGUCAAUGCUGCUUAUUUACCAAGAAAACCUUUCCCAUCAAUUAGCUCACUGAGUAAUGUCAUCUUAUUGAUCUGACCGCUCGUAUGCUGUACUGUGUCAAUACAGACAGGGUAUUUGUGUGUGUGCCAAAGAUCAGCGCUCAGAGGUGAAUCAGGAUUGCAAAAAAAAGGUUCAUAUUUCAGUCUCUUCUUCACUAUUUUUCCGGUGCCUGUAUUAGGGUUGGUUCCUCACACUGUAAUAUGCAUGUGGUCAAAAUCAAAUCACCAUCUCCCGUGGAAUAAAAUAAGGGAAAAAUAGAAAAAAACAAAACGUGCAUUUCUCCCCCUAAAACCAAGGAAGUUCACUGUCUAAGAACAAAGGGACAGAGCAACUAGACUGAUAAAAGUAGCAUUUAAAGCUAAGACCUCUUUUUGCCUAAUGUUGGGAGCUGUGCUUUUUUUAAAACCAGUAUAGUUCCAGUGCCCUCUGUGCCCUUAGUUACCUGUUACAUAGCCUGUUCUAUUUUUAUAUAUCCUGAAACAGCCGAUCAGUCAAUAUUGACAGGUGGGUCCCAGAGGAGUCGGCCAGGACAGAUGUUCCCACUGUGUGCUGCUGUAGGCAAUAAAACUCAGUAAUCACUGCUGUAAAAGCUGCCAAAAAUACAGGCUGCUGCUGUGCUGAACAUCCAGUUUUAUGUGUAUUUUUAUGAACAGAGCAAAGCCUUUAACCAUUAAAUGAAGCUUAACCUGAUAGAAAAAGUACAUGUGCUCGGGCUGCUUAAGAGUAAGUGCACUACUUUGAGUUGGUGUAUGUUUACAGGGCUUUUAUGCAGGGUAUGAUAUAAGUCAGUGCACUAAAGCAGUGAAAAAAAAAGUACAAUUAAAGCUGCUGUAAGGAACUUUUGGUUUGUGUUCUCUUUGGCGCCCUCUGCGGACAACUAGCCCUUAAAUGCCCGAAACCACAAAUUAUGGCUAGAAAAUUAAAAGUUUUUGGAGUUAAAAUGUUUAUUUUACUUACAACUGAAAACAACAACAACAAAAAUCAAAAUGUCCUUAAAAUUUAACUAAAAAAAUAUUUAUCUUGUUUGAUACAUUAGAUGUUUUUGGAAACUGAUAAACCACAAGAGGACGUUUUUAUCAUUUAUCGGACUGUAUUCAGGUGUUUUUGUUAGUAAUUUGUUCAUCAUAUUGAUUUGAUAGAAGUAUCCUAAAAGUAUGUAUCAAAUAUAAUACAAAAGGCAUUAAAGGGCUAGUACAUCUAAUCCCCUCUGAUGUUGUCCUGUGCAUGCCAAGACAAUGUUUUUGACAAAAUAAAUAUUUUUUCAAUAAUAUGAAAUUAUGAUGAAAUUUGAUGUACUGGAAACACUUCUGAUACUUUUUUGUGAUCUAUAUGGGGACAAUUACAUGUUUGUGACUAAUUUCAUGAUAUGAUAUGCAGAGAGGGUUAUUCAAUCUUGUCAAAAGAAGGUCCUUUGAGAAAGCAAGCCACUGCUUUAACAUGCAAAGCAAGAUGGAGACCUGACAUAACUGACCCUCUAGUCACUUUGCUCUCCUCCCUUAUCAGGUCACGAGUCAAUCAUGCAUUUAUAAAGAAAAACUACAGAAUAUUAGAAAGUGGAUGCAUCUUCCAGAGUGCUGGUUUGAUUGACAAGACUCCUCAAUUUGGCCCCUAAACAGUUAUAAAUCCUAUGUUUAAACAUUUCUUCCCUUGUUCUCUUGUGAUUUUCUCUUUUCUCAGGCCUACAUGAGGAGGUUCCCUAAGUGUCCCCUGAUCCCUGUCUUUGUGGACAGUGAGAUUAUCAAUGAGACCCAAAGCAAGGAUGGAUCAACAGUGGUGACUGAGAGGCGCUGUGUCAUUGACAUUGAGGCCCCAAGGCUGCUUAAGAGGGUACAUCGACUGACCAUUUUCACAGACUGAAAACUUUUACUCAGUUCUGACAGUCUCUGUUAACAAAGAUUGAGGAACCAAAACACAAAUCUCUCAUCAAAACCUUGUCAGAAAUUCCAAAACUGAAAAUGAGAAUUUUGCAGCAAGGUUUCAAGAGAUUUUUUUAAUAACUUUGUUGGUGACAUUUCUUUAAUCAGGCGUCUUCUAUUGUCUUUUUCUUCAUGCAGAUUGCUGGUGUGGACUACCUUUACUUUGUCCAAAAGAACACUCUGAACCGCAGAGACAGGACGCUCCACAUCGAGGUUCACAAUGAGACCUUCUCCAACAGAGUCAUUGUCCGAGAGAGCUGCAACUACACGGUGAGCCAAAACAAAAGACAAAAGAAACCAAAAGAGUUUCAUAUUCUCAUGUUUUAUGAUUUAUUGUUUCUCUUAAUCCCCUCUUUCAAAAAGGAUACAACACCCUCAUUGUUGCCUUUUUUGUGUGCGUACCAGUUACAAUCUGGUAUUUGGCUUCUUCCUUUUCUUUCUAUUUGUCACUGUGUGAGUUUUUCACACAAACAGAGCUUAGACACAGCAUGAAAGACACAAUAAUGGCUUCUCUGUUUAAUGCAUGAAUUACUGAUUUACUAUGAUCCUCUUGUAAAGCUGCAAAGCAUUGUCCAAUAUCAUUAAAAAUCCCCCUGCGAAGAAAGAAUCAUUGCAAAAUCAGCUUUGGCUAUGAAUGCUGUGUUGUGGGAUUAACAUGUCCCAUACUGUCCCUAAAUAUUGAAACACCAAAUAAACAAACAGACAUCUUCAUUUCCACAGAAUAAAAUCAAUAAUGAGUAUUAUUUCUGUUGCAAAUGUCACCUAAAGUUCACAUGAAGUAUAAAAAGUUGUCUUAGAUUUGGAGCCAUUGGUUUCCUUUGUGCUCAAAAUAGUACAUCACAUUUAUGGUUCAGUGUCCACUCAUCAUAGCCAUAAACACUUUUAGCAUUUCUAGUUUUGAUUCAUGCUCGUCUUCCUCAGGUUCAUCCAGAGAAUGAGAGCUGGACGUGCUUCGAGCAAACAGCCAGUCUGGACAUCAAGUCCUUUUUUGGCUUCGAGAGCACAGCAGAGAAGAUCGCUAUGAAGCAGUACGCUAGCAGCAUCAAAAAGGUUUGAAAACUUUCACUUUAUAUAUUUGGAAAUCACCCUUACUUUUUGGAAACCUUAUUCGCAACUCAGCUGCAUUGUGGUUUUCUUUUACAUUUGUUUCCUGCAGUCACCUUAAUGGUUGUGUUAAACAAAAGAUUUUCUCCUUCCUGUGCUGUAGGGUAAAGAAAUAAUUGAGUACUACCUCAGAGAGCUGGAGGAAGAAGGGGUGACGUAUCUACCUCCUUGGACCCCCCCUGUUGUCCCUGGCACCCCUGCUGCCCGACUGCAGCUGCAGACGCCCUCUCCAGCCAGAGCCAUCCCAGGGAAGGGAUCUCAUAAUGGGCCUGAUGGCAAAGACACGGCUGGCCCCACAGAGCUACCUGCUGGAUCUCCUGAUGGUUAGUGUUUCCUCACCAAACUAGAACACAGAAAUAGGUUUAGAGAUAUGAAGGAUUCAGUUUUGUCCUAUUCAUAUGAAAGUCUGCAGAUACCAGUUUGAACAAUUAAGUUUCAUGGUUCUAUAUGUGGCAUUUUGAAGUACUUUUGCUCACAUUAUUUAGCAGCAACAAACAUCACAGGUCCUGCAGGAAUAAUCGACUCUUUUAUAUAUUUUUUUUCUUGUUUGAAGUACACUUUGUUCACACCGUAUGUACUAACCUCAUAUUGCUCAUGUGCUUUUGCCCCGCAGAUAAGUUGGAUGCUGAUUACAUCAGACGUUACCUUGGUGAUCUAACACUCAUGCAGGAGAGCUGUCUGAUUAGACUGCGUCAGUGGCUUCAAGAGAACCACAAGGGCAAGGUCAAACAUACACCAGCAAAAAGCAUUUCUACCAUCAUGGGAAAAACACAGUUACACAUUAUUAGGCUGAACUCCUGCCACAAUAACUGAAGCCAAAUAUUCUGAACGUAUUCAAGCAUCGAUGUGGAGAAAUUAACUUUGAAAUUACUUUCCCAGAUUCCUAAAGACCAGCAUGUGCUGCGUUUCCUGAGGGCCAGGGAUUUCAACUUAGACAAGGCCAGAGAGCUGUUGUGUCAGUCACUCACCUGGAGGAAGCAGCACCAGGUGGACUUCCUGCUGGACACAUGGGAGCGCCCUCAACUGAUGCAGGACUAUUACACUGGAGGCUGGCAUCACCAUGACAGAGGUACUAUGAGAACAAUGCAGGCUGCCUAUUUCUUUGUCACUAAAGUCUGCGCCACUGCCCAAAGUCAAAAUACAUUUGUGAUUAAAACAAGAAAUGAACUGACCCUGAUGAGUGCUUUUAAAAACAAAAGUAAAAGCAUUAAAGGGAUAUUCCGGUGUUAAACUAGUUAUUUGUGGCUACAUAGUGGCUUUUUGGUUGAGCACGUGGCUCUUGAGACAGCUGUGUAUUGCUAUUAUGCGGUCAUUACUUAAGUUGGUAUAACUAGAGAAGCAAGCAGUCGGCAGCAUUCAUCUCUCUACAGGGUGUCUAACUCGGUGUUAAGGUGUGUUUGACCCUAAUUUAAUUUUAUGCCGGAAUAUCUCUUUAACAAUCACCAGGUUUUGUAUAGCCAGUCUUUUGCUUAAAUAGAAAUUGUGCUUCUUCUCUAUUGUGAGAAAAAAAAUCACAUUAUGAAGACAGUAUCAUGACUAUACUGUAUCAUUAGAUGAGCGCACGGUGACAUCCCUGCUUGUAUUUAACGAAAGUGAAAAUAAAGAUAAAGAUGCAGAGUGACUCAUUUGCUUUCUUCAUCAAGUCCACACUGGUUGGAAUUCUCUGUUAAUUAUUGACUGUUUUCGUCUGAGCGCCAUCUGUCAGAGCUCCAGUGUUUGAAAAUGAGUCAUAGCUUUUCUCAGCUCAGCUAAUCAACCUGAUGACUUCUGAUGUAGACUUAGGAAGUACCCUCUGUUUGUUCCCAUGCUCAUUUAUAUCCAGUCUGGACAUUAAACAACAGCUGCACGCACGUACAUGAAGAGGAGGAUUUUUAAUUUAUUAAAAUAUAAAGGGUUGGCUCAUUCUCUCUGUUAACAUUAUUGACAGUCUAUUAAAAAAUCUUUGUUUUAAUGUGUGCUUUUUGUGUGUUUAGAUGGCCGUCCUCUGUAUGUCCUACGUCUGGGACAAAUGGACACAAAAGGUUUGGUACGAGCCCUUGGAGAGGAGGUGCUGCUGAGACAGGUGACAUGAAUACUUUAAUGACAAAAAGUACAUUUACAGUCAUUUCUAUUUCAGAUAUCUUCAGGUAUAUUUAUGCUUUAACUUAAUGAUUAUGCUUCAGGUGUUGUCUCUCAAUGAGGAGGGCCUGAGGCGCUGUGAAGAAAACACCAGAGUCUUCGGUCGACCCAUCAGGUGCAUGGAUGAGUACUCUUCCAUCCUGUGUUGUUGUCUCAAGUAACCCGAUGUACAUUCUUGCAUAUGCAGUUAUUUCAUAGCUGUGUCGAUGUGUCUUGAAGCUGUUGGACCUGCUUGGUGGAUCUGGAGGGCCUGAACAUGCGGCACCUGUGGAGACCAGGUGUUAAAGCUCUGCUGAGAAUCAUCGAGGUGGUGGAGGCAAACUACCCUGAGACUCUAGGCCGCCUCCUCAUCCUGAGGGCACCCAGAGUUUUCCCAGUGCUCUGGACCCUGGUGAGAACAGCUUUAGGAUCUCAUAUAACCUGCUCCUGUUGAUUUGUAUUUAAUUGAUAAUCUGCCCAUGAAAGAAUGGAUCCACUUUUAUGAUGAAGUUAGAGAAGCAGAUGUGUCUGUGCACAAGUUCUUAAUAGUUGAGUGGGGCAAGGCAACAUUAUGAUUUAGAGAUAAUAUAAACAAAGCCAAAAUGGAGAUGGGGGAUAAUUAGACUUAUGCAUUAUGCAUGAGGGAAACUCUUUAAGUGCUACAGCAGUAUACAUUUGUAAAGUUUGCAGAAGAGUAAUAGUAUUCUGCAAAGAAAUAAAGGUAAGAUGUAUUACAAGCACAUUAACGUGUAAAAAUAAAUCCCAACCUAUAACAAGUGCUUAACUGUGUAUGCUUAAAGCAUCCGCUUUAAGUUUAGGCUGAAUCUACCCAUAGAUGGCUCAGUCUUUAAGAGCUACUGGAAUACAAAACAACAGAGGGUUCAUACAGCAUCCCAGAAUAAGGUGUUGUAAUGGUAUGCACAUGCUGUUGCUUUCAUGCUCUUUGACAAAGCUUGUUUUGUUUUGUUAUUUUAUUUUACAGGUCAGCCCUCUAAUAGAUGAAAACACCCGGAAAAAGUUUCUUGUGUAUGCUGGAAAUGAUUACCAGGGUGCAGGAGGACUGGUGGACUACAUCGACAAACAAAUCAUCCCUGAGUUUUUAGGAGGCGACUGCAUGGUGAGAUGAUUCAACUUUUAGAAAAACUAUUUUUUACAUUUAUUCCUAGAAAAUACAAAUAAUGUUUCUUAGCCUUCCAUUCAUGUAUAAAUUUCAGCUCUGGUAGGAGAAAUGAGAAAAUAUUCAAGAUGUACUCAUGGAACAAUUUUUGUUUGCAGAGGACAUUAACACGUGAAAAGAUGCGGUAAUGUGAUUUGUCUCUUGCUGUCAUGUUUAAACUUCGUUUUUCUCCCUCUCUCUCUCUAGUGUGACAUCCCUGAAGGAGGUUUGGUUCCUAAAUCUCUGUACAGGACAGCAGAGGAGCUGGAGAGUGAAGAAAACCGCCUGUUGACUGACUCAGUCUACAAGAGCGCCAGUAUUUUCAAGGGAGCCCCGUAUGAGGUACAGAGUCUGCUAUUUAACCUAAAACCACAUCUACAUGUUUUUCCUUAAAGCUCAUUUCCAACACCAACUGUAACUGGAAUGAUCUUCUAAGAAAAUUUGUAACGAUAAGAAUAAAAGUUGACAUCAUGAGAUAGAAAGUUAAAAUUGUUAUGAGAAAAAGUCAAAAUAAGUCCAAAAACCACAGCUUUGAAAUUAAAGUUUACAUAGUGACUUGAAACUGGAGAUAAUGUGAUAGUUAUAACUUUGAGCUACAAAGUCUGAAUAUAAUAGAUUAUAGUUAUUGUUUGAAAAAAACAUACUAAAAAACAUGUGAUGACCAUAAUUCAUUGUCAUAUUUUGGAAUUUCUAUCACAUUUUGACUUUUCUGUCACGCUGUUGAAACUUUGGAACUUACACCUCUGACCUUUUGUGUCAUAACUAUAGUCUCUAUUAUAAGAUAUACAGAUCAAUUUAAGGGAUAAGAAUUUGAUAUAUUUGCUUAGAAUCUAGACUUAUGAUGUCUUAGUUUUAUCUUAUUUGAUUACCAUGACUUUUGAUCUGGGACUCCCUCAAAAACAAGAUUGGAAAUCUCAAGGGGUUUAUCCCAUCUUAAAAAGUUUUUAAAAAAUGUUAUAAAUGUGGCACUUUUUCCAUAAGUUUCCAUUUUCUUACAACUCACAUUCAUGUCAUAAUGUUAAUCUUUCAUUCUGAUUGAUACUUUCUAUCUUAUAAUCUAACCUUUUUUGAAAAUAUAUAUAUAUUUGCCUUUUUUGUGAUGACAAUGACUUUCUAUCUCAUACGUUACCUUUGGCUCAAAAUUUUGACAUGUUAUCUCAUGAUCAUUACAUGUUCUGGAAUGAUCAUUACUUUUUGUGAUCUCACAAUGACUUUCUCUAUCAUCAUUUUUACUGUUUAUUUAAUGAUUAAAUGUCAUUGAGAUAGGGAGGAAUUUUUCUAUAUUUCAACAUUAUGUCUCUGCUUGAAUAUACUGUGGAUAAGAGCACCACCAGCUGGAGGAAAUCUACAUUUCAGGCUUUAAGAGAAAGAAAACAUGAUUAAUGGCUGGCUCACUGUUUUUCUGUGUUUCCACUAAUCUUACGUCUUCCUGCAGCUGCUGAUUGAAAUCACUGAAGCUUCUUCUGUCAUCACCUGGGAUUUUGACGUGUCCAAAGGAGAUGUGAUUUUCAACAUAUACCACUCCAAGAGGGCGCCACAGCCUCCUAAGAGGGACACUUUAGGAGCCCAUGGCAUACCAUCACCUGGUGCGGUUAAUGCACAGCUGAUAGACAGAGGCUGGGUGCUGGGUCAGGACUACAGCAUGGUGGAGAAAGCCCUCCUCUGCAAAGAGGGAGAGAGUGUACAGGUUAGGACAUUAGGAGGGCAUUCUUGCAGCAACUUAACUUGAUUUGACUCUUUUUUUCUACCAAGUCAAAGCAGUUUGACUGUCUGUCACUGCAGUUUUAUUUCAAUCCUGUAUCUUUCUGAUAUCAGGGCUCUCAUGUGACACGCUGGCCCGGCUUCUUCAUCCUCCAGUGGCGCUUCCACAGCUCCCCAGCCUGCUCUGCCUCCAGUCUGCCUCGUGUAGAUGAUGUGCUGGCCUCUCUGCAGGUCUCCUCCCACAAGUGUAAGAUCAUGUACUACACCGAGGUGCUGGCAUCCCAUGACUUCAGGUCAGUAUGGUAAUUUUUCUUUAUGGUCAUGUCCUGUUUGUACUAUCCUGAUGCAGUAACUCAUGCAUGCUGCACUGAUCUUCUAUAUCUAACCAAACAUUUAGGAUAUUUCCAGGUGUUAAAUCUUCUUGUAUUUUACAGAAAUCUUUGUCUGGUGUUUUUUUCUGAUAAUUCUGUAUUAGUGUUUGUAUUUACCAUAACAAAAGAAAUGAUUUUCCAACUGUUUCUCUACCCUCUAGGGGAUCCAUGACCAGUCUGGAGUCAAGUCAUAGUGGUUUCUCCCUGCUAAGCGCCGCCACUACCUCCUCUAAUCAGUCACACGGCAGCUCUGUCAUCUCAAGGUAGUGUCUGUCCGGCCUUACUGCGGAUGUGCCUUUAUUGCUCAGAAAACAAGGACAUUUUUUACACUUAACACUCAAACAAAAUAUGAUGAGAAUCUUUAAAAGGAUUUUUAUAUUGACAUUUUUGUGGAUGUCUGUUUCCAGAGUUAUGUAAAAAUAUCAUUUUCAUGUGACUGUAUCAUGACUAACUUUUUAAAAUCAGAUUAUUAGCAGUAUUUAGUUUAACCAAUACAAUGCCUUGUUAAAAUGUUGUAUAAUUGUAAAUGCUGUUGUUGCUAGAGAUUCUGAUCAUGACUGCCACUACUCAAAAGCAUCUAAUGGAUCAGUAAAAGAAAAGUCAAUGUUUGAAAUACAUCAAAGUAAAAACUAAGGAAGGUGCAUUUGAAGUUUCUUUUGUUAUCCACUAGAUGUCACUGUACUCCGUGUGUGUCACUGCUCUUAGAUCUAACUGUACUUGAAGAAUUUUUGGUGUAUUUCACUCACUUUGCCUGAAAUUUAGUGAAAUCACAAGAAGUGUUUUUAAUAAAGAAUCUAUCACAAACAUGAAAACCGUAUCACUCCUGAGUUUGUCUUUAUACUUAAUAAAUGUUGAACGAUGCUGUGUAUAUUCUUCUCAGAGCGGUAGGUCAGAUCAAAAAACUAUAUAACAGUGUUUCAAAGUCUACAGUGCACAUUUUACAUUUGUUGUGCCUUAUUUUGGGCUUGUUCAGCAAAUCUGCAGGGAUUUCUGUGCUGGUUGCUUUGAAUUCAGUAUACUUCAGCUUUUAUUUAAUCUGGCCCAAGGCCAGGCAGAUGACUUAUUUACAUAAAACCUCAUUUUCAUAGAUUUAUCAGAUGCUUCCAGCUAAAGCUAAAUUAAAACUGCAGCAACUGAUGUAACUUAUUCAGUGUUAAAAUCUGUCCUUCUUAGGCAGUUAUGAGACUUCAGGUUGGACUGCAUAACCAAGUUUUGUAAAAACUGAUAUUUGUUCUAUUAAAGCCCUGUAGCCUGAGUUCAGAGAAGUGCUACAUACAAGGAUUAAAGCUUUAUCACAAAAUAUUACAACAAAUCAAGUCAGGCUUGAGAUCAGACAUUUGAAGAUUAUCACUAUUGCUGGUUCCAUUACCAUCAAGCACAGCCACCAAUUUCCAGACUGGUGCGCCACUUGUGUCAAGGUUUGCAUCAACUACCUUCUGUCCUCUUCAGUUCUUGUUGUGUACAGGAGAGAGCUGUGUGCAUUCUGGGCAAGGCUUGACCACAAGUCUGACCUGAUGUUGGCUGAGCCUGCCUUUGUUCACUGGUAUGUGGGGGAGGAUAUGAAGGCGGGAGAUUUGUCUGAAGCCAAAGAGAACAUACGCGGCCCUGUGCAAGUAGUAUGAGAAGAUUUUCAUUCAUUACAACCUAAUUUAUUACAACCUAUAAUAUUGUAGAGGUUAAGUGCUACCACAAGUUUAAAAGUAACAGAGUACGAUCAAGCCAAAUAAAACUGACAUCAUAUCCAGGCAGGAUGUUUCCUGCAGUGUUUGUUCUUUUAAUUUUAUUGUGCAGCUCUUUGUUAAACUUGAAUGUUUUUUUUAAAAUGUGCUUUAUAAAUAAAGUGGAUUGGAUUGGAAAGUAGACACCCUCAUUUUCAUAGCAACCACAUCUUUUCUAUUAAAUAUUGUCAGACUUAAUUAAAAAUAAUACGGGUUUAGGGUUAAAUUAGGGGCGUUGUAAUUGACUGAAAUUGGAAAAGAUAAAACCACCCCUACCCUUUUUGAAUUCCCAGUAAAUAGGUAUGUAUAUAUCUUUUUUCUGCUGAAGCUAUUUGUACAUAUAAUAUACAACACAAGGGUCUAAGUAAUCUACUUUGUGUUUUGAGGCAAAAUUUAGUAAAAUAUUUUUGUGGUCACAAAACUUUUGUCUUCGUGGCCAAUUUACAAGCUAGCAAAUAGGCUAGACUACAUUUAAGACCUCUCCAUAAUCCAGCCCAGUGUAUGGUUAUUUGUAUUGUGUAUUUUCUCCCUUCUCACCAUGUCAGUGUAUUGCACAGGCUUGUCCCAACAACACUUGAACGCACCAUACGUAGGACGUACCGUACGCCUGACGUCAUCCGUUUCUCAACUCAUUCCUCCUUCGCUCUGAAACCAAAUCAGACCAGCUAACGGAAAGCUAACUAGCAAGCGGAGAGCUAACUAGCCACAUUUCAGAUAUACCUAGAUAUAUUGAUAAAGACUUGGAUUUAAAGGUCUUUUUCGGCAUCGUGUUCUACGGAAUUAAUUGAUUUCGCCGAAGAAUUUACGACGUAGCUUUCUCCCCGCGCCCGGAGAAAACACAGGUACGUAUCAGAGACGUUAGCUAGCUAAAGAGCGAGCUGAGUUUGAAGUUGGGCCUUUUGAAAAUAAAGGGUUUAGAGAUAUAACACGUCGCCUAUGAAACUGUUUAUUAAAAACAGAGUUGAAGCUGUGUCAGGGUAAUGAAAUGAGUCUCCGUGGAGUGUUUUAGUCUCAUAUAGCAGACAUUUGGUGUCUUACACACAGACGUAGCAACAGGCCUAUUUUGGCGCACGUGUUAAUGCUCACUAAAAGGAUUAUAUCGUACAAAUUUUCUGAUGAAAUCUGUCUCGGUUGUACUUUACUACAAAAACACGGAUUCAAACAGCCUUUUGUUUGAUCAUGACAUGUUAUAAGUAACCUGGGCUACACUUGAAAUAGACAGCUUACAUAAAAAGCUUUAGUCAUGUACUGUAGAGCAGUAUGCUGGUGUUUUAGUUAUUUCGUGAAACCCGGGUGCUGUUACUGCUUUGUUGUAGAUCAGCUUCAUAUCUUUAGUACUUCACAUAUAGCUAGCGCAUUCGUCCUGAACCUCCCCUGGCUUAUUUAUGUCAGCCAUUUUAGAGUUCAAAGUUCCACAGCAUAAUAAAAGGCUCAAAAAUGGCAAGAGCAUAAACCGUAGAAGUCAGUACUGAUAGAUUCUAAUGCAAGAUAGAUAAGUUAUGCACGUUAAUGAUGAAGAGUGCAAGUCUUGUUGUAUUUUCAAACAUGUAUUUGUAAUGUUUUGUCUCAGUGACAUUGGUAUCCCUCAACUUAAUCUUAUUCUGUCACUGUUAACACUCAAAGCUUUCUACAAAAGGUGACAUUAGCACUGUUAGUUUGGAAAAAUAGGGGCGAAAAGUGUCAGAUUAAAUGGGCCUGUUUUUCCUAACAUGGUAGGAGACAGAUGAUGCUCUUUGUGUUUUUAUCAUUUACAAAAGCCUGAAAUGUUGUAAUGAGCACAGGAACAAAACCUGUGUAAACUUGCUGAUUUCGUCCCCAAAUCCUGGAAAUAACAAAAAGAUAGUCUCUUUAUGACAGACUCUGACUCUGGACUUGGGGUGUCAAACUCAACCACAGCAAGGGCCAUAAUCUGGAUUUAGGUCUAACCUGAGGGUCAAACAGGGUCAACAUGUUACCAAAACUGUCAACCCUACUUUUCAAAAUAUAUGUAACAAAAACAGCAAUGAUUAUAAAUCAUUUAGAAAUUCAAAAAAGAUACAAAGAUAAGUUUAAAGGCAAUCUGAGAUAGAAACAUUUUCAUUUUUUUAUUCCAAUCAUGUUUGACUCGUAAUCUUAAAAUGCAAAAUUGAAAACAUGAAAUAAAAUAGUAAAUAUUUUUUCCCCCACAUUCUCGACUAUUUAUCAAAUCUUCCGUACUCAUUAAUUUCCCAGAUUUUUGUGGCUUAUGAAGGACAUUCUUUAAAAAAAAUGGUGCUAAAUUUUACAUUAUUAUACUGGAGGAAAUCUGCAGACUUCGAACUAGUGGGUCAAUAAUAAUACAAAUGAGAUGAUCUUGUGGGCCAGUCAUACUUGUUCCCCAGGCCUUGAGUUUGACACCUGUGCAAUAAAGUAAUAAUCUUCUACCUGGUUUGAUACCAGCGCUGUGGUUUAAUGCAUAAAUCACUUUGCUAAUCCGUGUUACCCUUUUUUAUGGCAGAGCCAUGUACAAUGGUAUUGGCCUGACAACUCCGCGGGGCAGCGGCACCAAUGGCUAUGUGCAGCGUAACCUGUCGAGCCUGCGGGUCAAACGGCCAAGGGAUGAACGAGGCGGUGAGCGGGAUGAGAAGGAUCGGGAAAGGCUAGAGAGUCAGCUCAACAGGCAGCCCAAUGCUGACAUUCUGGAGCACCAACGGAAGAGGCAGCUGGAGGUCAAGUGUGCUGAACUGCAGGACAUGAUGGAGGAGCAAGGGUAUUGAUCACCUGCUUUCAUUUAUCAUCAAUUUCACUUAUAUUUGAGUAAAGUAAGAUACUACUUUUUAAUGUACAUCAAUUUGUUUCAGUGCUACUUAAAUUUUGUAUGCAUUAAUAGAUAUUAUUUUGAUCAGAUGAAGGGCUUGUAUAAGGUUAGUUAUUUGCAAAACUAUAUACACAGUCUAUUCUGUGCAAUAAUAUACGACACAGUUAACAGUACUUGAUGCAGAGGAGUAAAAUAAAACUUCUAGUAUUUCUCAUGGUGUUAAACAUUGGUCUCUAUUGAUUUUUUUCAGGUAUUCAGCUGAGGAAAUUGAAGAGAAGGUGAAUAGCUUCCGUAUGAUGCUCCAGGAGAAGCAGGAGCCGGCUCCAGCUUCCAAUGAGAGACCGACGUAAGCGCAACAUAAUCAGCCAGAGUGAUUGUUUGCUAAUUAGAUGAAGGGAACAGCUUGAAUACAUGUUUUGAGGUCUUUUUUUAUUUCAGUUUAGAUGAAACCUCACUAUCAAACAUCAUCCAUCGUCUCAUCCUUUCAUGUUGCACAGUGUGACUCAGUCGGGGCUGUGUGUGUCUUUUCUCUCAGGGCUACAGAGACUCAUGCUCUGGCUGCUGCCAACCAGCAGAAGAACGACCGUCUUCGUGCUGCUUUUGGAAUCUCCAGCGACUAUGUAGAUGGAUCGUCCUUCCAUGCUGACCGCAAGGAGAAAGAAAAGGAGAAAAGAGAGCAGGAACGCUUGGAGAGGGAGAGGCUGCAGCAGCAGAAAUACACGUGAGUAGGACAAGCAAGGAACAAACAUUAACUUCACACUUCUUUCACAUUUUGAUCAAGUUAAGCAAAGUAACAAAGCAAGUCGUGUGGCUAAAAAAAUAACUGUGAACAUGUUAUGUGAAAAAUAUCUUCACACAUAUCUCACUGCACAGCUACAACGACACAGAAGCGCAGGAUGAUCAUAAAUAAAACUAAGCUUCAACCUUCAAAGGAGACAUGGUGCAUUUGUGGUCAGAGAGUCCUUGCUUGUUGAUAUAAUACUGCAAUGGCCUUUGUCAGCUAUAAAGCUCUGUUGCUGCUCUGAGAGCUGGUUUGAAAUGAUCUGAGACGUGACUAGUUUUAAUCUGAAAGCCUUGUGGUUCAUUGUCUGGGCACCCUCAGGUUGGUGGAAGUUUCAGACGAUUCAGAAUCUCCUCCGAAGAAGCGCAGCCGAAAGAAGAAGAAGAAAAACAAAAACCGAGACAGGUGGGAGAACCAGCUGAACGUGAGCAGUAAAAGUCCCUCUACUUAAGAGAAAAUGUGACUUUCUUUUGUCUCUUUUUCUACAGCUCUGAGAGUCCCUCCCCGUCUCCUCGCAGAGAGAAGAAAAAAUCCAAAAAGAAGAAAAAGAAACGGUGUCUGAUCACAUUCUUACUUUUUUGUUUAAUCAUAUGAUUUCACCAGGGUGUUAAAUAUUGACUAACCUUUUUGUCUGUCUGUUUCAGUGAGGUAUCUGAAGAUGAGGAAGAAGAGAGGUAGGUUCUCAAUUAAUUUGAUAUCAAUUUUCUUAAACGAAUGUUUAUCAAAAUCAAUUUUGACGGCUUUCAAGCCAUUUAAAUCUCAUAUUUGAUUAAAAGUAGUGCAAAGUAUCACCAAGGAAACUUUUACAGUUAUUUGUAUAAUAGUUAUUUACCUCUAUCUCUCUGGACUCGCGCAGUUCUUCAGACGAGAAGCAGAAAGUGACAAAGAAGAAGAGGAAGAAUAGUGAAAGUUCCAGUCCUCCAAAAACAAAGCCAGUGCGACGCAGGAGUGUCUCCUCCAGCUCCGUCAGCAGGUAUGAAAUGAUCAAAUGACGGCAUUGAUUUUCUGUACCUCUGAUGUCUCGAUUUUAAAGACUUUUGCCACCAUUGAACUGUUAGUAUAACAGAGGAAGCAGACUUCUGUUGCACAACACACAAGCUGCAGCCUUGUGCUUGUGCCAUUUCUUUGGUCCUGUGAUACAUACAUCAAUAAAUGCAUCCUAAUAUCUGAGUCAGACCAGCACCUGCUCAGUAGAUCUUUCUCUGUAACAGAUUCUGCUCCCAGAUUCUGAUUCACACUGGCAAAAGAAAAUACAUUCAUUUUAGGUUUUUGGAAGCCACUAAGUUUGUUAGAAAUUGAUUUACUCUGCAAAAUCCAUUUUCCAGACCAGGAAAUUUCAGUACGUGUUUUAUGUUUCCUUCCUAACAGCUCAUCUCCAGCUCCUCUGAGAUCACAUCAGCAAGAACAAGCAGCAAGAAAAGCUGAUGAAGGUAGAAAAGGGAGAUCACCAGAGAAGAAGAGACACGACAGCCCACAUCAUCACGAAGGGGUAAGUCUGUGGCUUGUAAACCUUAUUUAAAUGCAGACUUUGGCACACAGUGUCUCACAUUAAAGUCAAUUUUUUUUUAUUGUGUUCAGAAUCACUCCAACUCUUUUUUUUCUCUACAUCUAGAAAAGGUCCAAUCUUGAGAGAGGAAAAGAGCAACCAAGAGAGCCAGAGAAAGCCUCCACAAAAAGGAGACACGACUCCUCAUCUCCCUCCCCACCUCCAGAAAAAAGCAGAGAGAAGGAAAAGGGGAGGAGGUCCGGAAGCAAACAGAAGGAGAGUGAGAAGAGGAGGCACUCCAGGAGCAGAGAGCCGGAGAAAAGGAGGCGCUCCAGGAGCAUAGAAAAUGAAAGAGACCAAGGAGGGCGCUCCAGAAGUAGGGAAAUAGAGAGAGGAGGACUUUCGAGGAGUAGAGAGGAUGAGAGACAAAGAGGGAGGCGCUCAGUGAGUGUAGAAAUGGAGAAAGGGGGGCGGUCUAGAAAUAGAGAUGUUGAGAGGGGGAGGCGAUCAAGAAGCAGAGACUUGGAGAAAGGGAGGCGAUCAAGGAGCAGAGACAUGGAAAAAGGGAGGAGAUCAAGAAGCAGGGAAGUGGAGAAAGGGAGGCGAUCAAGGAGCAAGGAGGUGGAAAAGAGGAGGCAAUCCAGGAGCAGAGAGGUGGAGAAGGGGAGACGGUCCAGGAGCAGAGAGAUGGAGAAAGGGAGGCGGUCCAGGAGCAGGGAGGUGGAGAAGGGAAGUCAGUCCAAGAGCAGAGAUCUGGAGAGGAGGCGCAGAUCAAGGAGCAGAGACAUGGAAAGGGGGACGCAGUCUAGAAACAGAGAUGUUGAGAGAAAGAGGCAGUCUAGAAGCAAGGAAAGGAGGGAUAAAGGAAAGCCGAGUGCUCCUCAGAGGGGGAGACAGGACUCCUUCUCAUCCUCCUCUCCCUCUCCUCCACCUCCUCCUCCAUCCAAACAGGAGGUUAGGAGGGAAGAAAGAAGCAGAGAAAAAGACACGAAUAAGCAGGACAGAAAGACAAGACAUGACUCCUCGUCCCCAUCUCCUCCCCCUGAGAAGGAAAGGGUGAGGAGGGAGAGGAGCGGUGAGAGGGAGCGCAGGACUGAUAGAGCUGUGCCCUCCAGGGUGCAAAAUGAUCGAGACAACAGGAGAGAAACUGGGAGGAGACAGGAAAGAGAGGAGUCUCCUUACCAGCAGAAAAACGACAAAAGAAAGGACGGGCACCUGUCCCGUGAUUCUCUAUCACCUCCUCCACGCUCUCCUGUCACCUCAGGACGUCAGAGAGAAAGGGAGGAGGAGAGGAGAAGAGAGGAGAGGGAAAGGCUUCUGAACAAGCAGAGGGAGCAGGACAGAGAGCAUGAUCUCGAGGUUAGUAGAAAGAGAGAUGAGGCCGUCCGACCAUCUUCAGAGAAAAGCAGGAGUGAAAGAGACGAGACGAACAGGAAAGGUGAAACCAGAAGCCCUCCGAGGAAGGAGAAACACGGAGCGAAACAGGCUGAGAAGAAAAGAGAGAGUAGCAGCAGCAGUAGCAGCAGUAGUAGUAGCAGCAGUAGCGGUAGUGACAGUGACAGCUCCUCGUCCUCCUCCUCGUCUUCUUCCUCAUCCUCCUCUUCCUCUGAAGAUGAAGAGGAAGCCAGCAAAAGCAAAAAAGUUCCCUCAUUAGUCCAGGAAAGAAGAAGCCCUCCCAAAAACGCCAUCGGUGAUGCAGUCCAGAGGUAUUUAGCCAACGGAAGAAAGGAAAGCCCUCCUUCUACUUCUGAAGGAGACAGGCGAGCUCAGAAGGAGAGAGACGAGGAGAACAAGCGUGAAAGAGAGAGGGGCUCCCACAGAGCUCCUGCGGAGAGUUACUCCUCCAGCAACAGAGGUCAGGAGCGAUACAGCCCCUCACAGAUGGACAGCCCCAGUCCACCUCCUUCUCCACCAAAGAGAGCUGAGCCCAGCCGAGGCAGCAGUCGAUACUCUCCCUUUGAGGCCGAAACCGAGAAAACGAGGGCAGACUUGACCAGUGAAAGGGAGAGAGGGCGGGAAAAGGACUCAGCCAGGAGGCCUGCGAGGUCCAGCCCCUCUAAUAGGAGGUCACGCUCCCCGCCCCAGAAAACCUCUUCCGCCUCCCUGACCCGUCGCACUCCACCAAGGCAGUAUCAGGAACCCCCGUACCGAUCCAGGAGAGCCUCUCCACCCAGGUCAGACCGUGACAGAGAGAGACAGAGGGACAGAGAGAGGGACAGAGAACGUGAGCGGGUCACCAGGAGGAGCAGGUCCAGAAGUCCAAGAAGGCACAGCAGGUCCAGGUCAAGGAGUCCAAGAAGGAGAAGCCCACCCAGGAGAAGCCCACCCAGGAGAAGCCCACCUAACAGGUGAGAUGAGGUCCUGCUGUACAGCUGGACAACAGAGCUUUUUGUAACUGUGUCUUUUGAAGGAUUUAACAACUCAUUUAGUGCAGAACUGCAUCAAUUAAACCCCCUUCAACCUAACAGCCCUGCAACACUCCUGUUUGGGUCUUUAAUUAUUCAUCACUGCCUUGUAAAGCAAGUCAUCUAUAGGUUUGAGACUGAGAAACUGCUUUGUGUAUUUGGCAUUAAAAUGUUACUGUAUUUAAACUUUGCAUCCUGCUCAUUCUGCCAUUUGGCAACUGGUAUCACUGACUACUAGCAGAGAGGAGCAAGACAAACACAAUACUCAUAAGAAAAAUGAUAACAAUUGAUUUGAUAUUUUUUCCUCCAGGUCCCGCCUCUCCCCCUCUCCACAGCGCAGGAGGAGAAGCAGUCGCUCCUUGUCCAGAGAAAGAGCGAGAGAAAGGGAGCAAGAACGAAUCAGGCAGAGGGAGGCAGAACAAGAGAGACAGAGAGAAAAGGAGCGUCCGCCCCCAAAAGAUGUCCCUAAAUCCCACAGGUCCUCCUCAUCCUCCUCCUCCUCCAGCUCCUCCUCUUCCUCCUCAUCCUCUCCUUCUCCACAGCGUGAGAGGAAAGAUACAAAAGCACCAACAGAGAGAGACAGAAGGGAUGAGCGAGAGGCCAAACCGAGAGAGGAUAGAGAGCAGAAAAGCCGUUCCUUGUCUUCACAGCGACCGUCCAGAGACUCUCACGCUCCAGCGUCAGGUCAAAGAGUCUCCCAGUCAGAUUCCCGGCGACCUGAUGCGGCCUCCAGGAGGUCUCCCGCCGAUAGCCAACCAGAGAGCAAACUGUCCUCACGUGGUCCAAGCAGGAAGCAGUCACCUGCGCCUGCCGCUAAACAGUCGGACCAAGCGGUCAGAAGUGAGAGCGCGGUCAACGGGAAGGAGGCGAACGCAGCCAAAAUAGCCAAAAUGGCCAGCAGCUCUAGUUCCAGCUCCUCCUCGUCCUCUUCUUCUUCCUCCUCUUCCUCCUCCUCCUCCGACAGCUCCGACUCUGAGGCAGAACAAGGAAAAGGGUGAGAAUAAGAAAGCAAAGUCAAAACCUUAAAAACGUUUCUGACUUUCAGCAGACUCAUUUUGAUCAAAUGAAGGUAAAAAAAAUGUAGUUAUUCCUCUCUCAAGUAUGUGUUUUCUUUUAACAGUAAAGCUGCUAAAGCUCGGAGCUCUUCUUCCUCAUCAUCUUCCUCAUCAGAGAAUGAAAAGGAUGAAAAGGAAACAAAGAAAAACAGGUAAGAGAAAACACACACUUUAAAAAAACUAAUACUUCCACUGUAAGACUUUGGUAACUUAUGAAAGUAAAGUCUUGCUCAGUCAACCUUGGGUGACAAAACAAGGGUCCAGCAGCAGCACCAUGCUAGUCGCCAAACUAUGAUUGACAGUUGUGCGUUUUCUCCACAGCUCAGACAGGCCGGGGAGGGUGCCAGCUGAUUCGCUGAGAGAUUCCCGCUCCCUCAGCUAUUCUCCUCCGAGGUACAUUAGAGCAGCACCGUCCUCACAGAGCCGCAGGUUCGUGUUUACUCCGCGACAUUUGACCUACAAGGAGUGUACCAGCAGCUUUGACUAGAAACAAACAUUCGCAACUUCUGGUGUAAGGUGUCAGUACAAGGACUAGGUUAGUUACAGUACCAGAAUUUUGAUUUACAAAAAAGGGAACCAAUAUUUUUCUGAGAUACCAGCGCAAAAAUAGAGAAUCACUCACAGCUCAGAGGUCGGGGCUGUAAUUUAUACAGAUUAAAAAUAUAAUAAAGGGGAAAAGGAACAAAAACAAGUGUUACAGCUCAAGUGGUUUUAACAGUGUCCUAUAGAAGUUAAAAAAACAACAACUUUUGAUUGUUUAGUUCCUCUUUUAAAAAUCCAUAUAAGAUUUUUUUAAAAUAAUUAUUUAAAGUUGACGGUGUGCCGACACAACCACUGACAGCUCAAAUGUGUUGUUUUUAAAUGUGUUGUUCAAGUCUUCAAAAAGGUUUUUGAAAGGUCCUACAUAGACCCUGUACAUGAUGCCUCAGUAUGAGGUGCCAAAGCUUUUAUUCUCACAUCAAAGAGCAGAAAACACUCACACAGGGCUAAGGUUCGAGUGUGACCUUGGCUGCAUACAAAUGACAUUCUCUGGCCUGCAUAGAGGUGUGUUCGUGCUUUUUCAUUCGUAACAGUUGUAAAGCUGUCGAACUGUCGGGAAAUUCGAUUAGUUUUCUCGUUUCAUGCCUUCACUCAGUCUCUUAAUUACCCCUUCAGAAAGCCAGAUUAGCUCAGUUCAUUCUCUUGUUUUCUUGAAUUUGAAAAUCUGACUGUGGGGCUCUACUUUUAUAAGUUUUACUGUUUUAUUCAGGUGUGAAAAAUCUUUAAAAAAUGGAUAUACUCUUCAAAAACAACCAAGAAGUAUUGGUGAACAUUUUGAUCCUUACAGCCAGCGUUGAAGGAUCUGGCAUACAUGCUGCUUCUCUUUGCUGCUUCUUUAUUUGGUGUGAUCUAAAAAUUAUGACAUGCGCUCCAUUGUGCCUCUGGUUGAGCCCUCAGCUGAUUGACAUAUAAAUUUACAUUUGAUGCCACAAGUAGAAAGUAGAUGGUUUCUUUGUCUGCACCCAUAGCUCUCAGUCUUCAGUAAACUUUGCACAAGAUUUUAUUUUUCCUUUUUGUUUUAAUUCAAGUGCCACCAGCUACUAUGACUACCUAAUUCCUCCACAGGGAUUUGUUAUCUGCCUGUUGCCAUUUUUCAUGACUAAGAGGAUUUCAGGAUGUGUGAGGGACUGAUAGGAGUGUGAAACUGUGUGUGCGAUACUUGCUGUCUUGUGAAUAUUUCCAUAAUGAAACACAUCUUCUUGUGUCUUUUAUCCCCGCAGGACUGGCAGCAGACAGUCACCGAGCCGAACGUCCAGCAGCAGACAAAGGAAAUGA